AAAAAAAAAAAAAAAAGAAGCACAAAAAAGUGGAAACUUUUCCCCCCCUGUCCAUUCCAUCAAGUUCUGAAAAAUCAAAAUGGAUUUAGAGAAAAAUUAUCCAACUCCUCGGACCGGCAGGACAGGACAUGGAGGAGUGAAUCAGCUUGGGGGAGUUUUUGUGAAUGGAAGGCCACUCCCGGAUGUAGUCCGCCAAAGGAUAGUGGAACUUGCUCAUCAAGGUGUCAGGCCCUGCGACAUCUCCAGGCAGCUUCGGGUCAGCCAUGGUUGUGUCAGCAAAAUCCUUGGCAGGUAUUAUGAGACGGGGAGCAUCAAGCCUGGAGUAAUUGGAGGAUCCAAACCAAAGGUUGCCACGCCCAAAGUGGUGGAAAAAAUUGCCGAGUAUAAACGCCAAAAUCCCACCAUGUUUGCCUGGGAGAUCAGGGACCGGCUGCUGGCGGAACGAGUGUGUGACAAUGACACGGUGCCCAGCGUCAGUUCCAUCAACAGGAUCAUCCGGACAAAAGUACAGCAGCCACCCAACCAGCCGGUCCCAGCUUCCAGUCACAGCAUUGUGUCCACGGGCUCCGUGACGCAGGUGUCCUCGGUGAGCACGGACUCCGCGGGCUCUUCGUACUCCAUCAGCGGCAUCCUGGGCAUCACGUCCCCCAGCGCCGACACCAACAAGCGUAAGAGAGAUGAAGGUAUUCAGGAGUCUCCGGUGCCGAACGGUCACUCACUGCCGGGCAGAGAUUUCCUCCGGAAGCAGAUGCGGGGAGACCUGUUCACGCAGCAGCAGCUGGAGGUGCUGGACCGCGUGUUUGAGAGGCAGCACUACUCGGACAUCUUCACCACCACGGAGCCCAUCAAGCCUGAGCAGACCCCUGAGUAUUCAGCCAUGGCCUCCCUGGCUGGAGGGCUGGACGACAUGAAGGCCAACCUGACCAGCCCCACCCCUGCCGAUAUUGGGAGCAGCGUGCCUGGGCCACAGACCUACCCCAUCGUGACAGGCCGAGACUUGGCGAGCACGACCCUCCCCGGGUACCCUCCGCACGUCCCCCCCGCCGGACAGGGCAGCUACUCAGCACCGACGCUGACAGGGAUGGUGCCUGGGAGUGAGUUUUCCGGGAGCCCCUACAGCCACCCUCAGUACCCCUCCUACAACGACUCCUGGAGGUUCCCCAACCCGGGGCUGCUCGGCUCCCCCUACUAUUACAGCGCCGCUGCCCGAGGAGCUGCCCCACCUGCAGCCGCCACUGCCUACGACCGUCACUGACCCUCGGAGCCAGGCAGAUGCCAGCACUUAUGACACAUAUCACUGAGGGCAAGAGCCUCCCAGCCCCUUCCAAGACAGCCGGAGGGGCCCGACGAGAGCAUCCCCCAGCACCCUCCCCCCUCACUUGGAACUCUGCCCCCCUUUUCCUGUCAGGGACUCUGGGGUUCUAUGGCACGGCCACUGGACUUCUGGACACCUGUCCAUUUCUAAGAGUCAAUCGAUGAGCUUCUCCCAGCAGUGACGGGGUCUCCACAAACCAACAGACUGUGCCGCCGGUCACUGCAGCCCCAGCCCCGCCUGCCAGUCCCCCGGCUGUCUGACCAUCUGCCCGUCUUCAGGCCCAGGCCUGGGAAGAAGAGCUUGCUUUGGUCAUUUCAACAGCACCUGUGUAAAUACCUUCUUGCUUCUCUCAUGGGCCUAAAGGUCCAACGGAGCAGACUGCCAGCCUUUAUGCAUUCAGCACUC
Messenger RNA from Myotis myotis, 1720 nucleotides. It is a transcript of the gene PAX5, whose product is annotated as paired box 5. Lineage: Eukaryota; Metazoa; Chordata; Mammalia; Chiroptera; Vespertilionidae. Gene Ontology annotation, biological process: regulation of transcription by RNA polymerase II; anatomical structure development. The record is from RefSeq and is a predicted model, not a curated record. Gene Ontology annotation, molecular function: DNA-binding transcription factor activity, RNA polymerase II-specific; RNA polymerase II cis-regulatory region sequence-specific DNA binding. Bases 80 to 1255 code for a protein of 391 amino acids. The transcript has 10 exons.